Molecule: messenger RNA, 519 nt
Organism: Vavraia culicis subsp. floridensis
Lineage: Eukaryota; Fungi; Microsporidia; Pleistophoridae
Exons: 1
Coding region: 1-519 (172 amino acids)
Source: RefSeq, a predicted model, not a curated record
AUGGGCCCUGCCGAGGGCUCAUUGAUAGUUACUGCCGGUUCUUGUUCAGGGCUCGUACCUAGCAGAUUCAGACUUAACCCCUCUGAGCCACGUUGUUUUCAGCAUCCAUUAGAACAAAUUAGUGCCUGUCGAUCUUUUGCUUUCCAUUUCAGCCCUGCACAAAUACUUAAGUCUCUUGAGAGUCAUGUCAUAUACCAUCUUGCAACGGCGAGGGCAUCCUAUCCAUGUAUACCACCACAGUUCACCCGCAAUACACGUGUUGAUACUUCUAUACCCCUGCUAGCAUACCUUUUUCGUGUAGCGACCUGUGCCUUGAGCAUUCCCACAAACGCGUCUACCCGGAGAGAUUCGAAUCCGGGAAUCGUACGAACAGCAAACAGAAGCUCUCCGUUCAUCAGCCAUACCAAAGGAACCAUACCAUGUGUUAUUCACCAUUUUUGCAGUGUAAACAAAUUUUUAAUUUUAUGGGUGUUUGUUUACACCCCCUAUGUCGUUCACGACCGCAUACUUCAUGAAUGA